Funneliformis geosporum is the source of this 1290-nucleotide messenger RNA. The record is from the annotation of a GenBank genome assembly. NCBI's taxonomy places the organism in Eukaryota, Fungi, Glomeromycota, Glomeromycetes, Glomerales, Glomeraceae.
AUGUCUACUUCUCUAAGCGACACGCCUUCUUCCCCGAAUAAUGAGGAGUCUACUGAGGAAACGAAACAAGAACGUGCAGCCAUAGAAGAAAAAAUAGUUAACGAAGAAUAUAAAAUCUGGAAGAAAAAUUCACCGUUUCUAUAUGAUUUGGUCAUCACUCACGCGCUGGAAUGGCCUACGUUAACGUGUCAGUGGUUUCAAGAUAUAGAAAAGCCCGAAGGAAAGGAUUAUACUAUCCAGCGUUUAUUAAUCGGUACUCAUACAUCGGACAAUGAUCAAAAUUAUGUUGAAAUCGCUAAUGUCCAACUUCCUAAAAGCGAUUCUGAUAUCGAUCCUCGAAAAUAUGAAGAAGAAAAAGCAGAAGCAGGUGUGCAUGGUGGAUCAUCCGAAAGUAGAAUCACCGUUGUUCAAAGAAUAAAUCACGACGGUGAAGUUAAUAGAGCACGAUAUAUGCCUAAAAAUCAAAAUAUAAUUGCAACAAAAACGGUAGCAGGAGAUGUUUAUAUAUUUGAUCUUACAAAGCAUCCACCUAAACCUCUCGCGGAAGGGGUUUGUAGUCCCGAGUUGAAAUUGCGAGGACAUACAAAAGAAGGGUAUGGGUUAUCUUGGAGUCCGUUUAAUGCUGGUCACAUUAUAGAUGCUUCUGAAGACACCACUAUUUGUCAUUGGGAUAUCAAUGGAUAUACGAAGGAAACAAGAACAAUGGAGCCGUUUAGAGUUUAUCGAGGGCAUGAAGCUAUCGUCGAAGACGUUGCGUGGCAAACAAUAAAUAUCUUCGGUUCAGUAGGGGACGAUCAAAAACUUCUCAUUUGGGAUACACGUGAUAAUAGCGACAAACCAUCACAAUCAAUCAUUGCUCACCAAAGUGAAGUUAACAGUUUAGCAUUCAAUCCACAUAACGCAAACAUUUUGGUGACUGGUGCCGGGGACAAGACCUUAAGUUUGUGGGAUUUACGUAACCUUAAAGUCAAGUUACAUACACUUGAACAACAUACAGGUGAAAUUGUUCAAGUCGAAUGGUCACCACAUGAUGAAACAAUUCUCGCAUCUGCUGCGGGUGAUCGUAGGGUUAAUAUAUGGGAUUUAAGUAGGAUUGGUUCGGAACAAACGGCUGAAGAUGCUGAAGAUGGUCCACCGGAGUUAUUGAUUUCAGAUUUUAGUUGGAAUCCUCAUCUUCCCUGGGUCGUAGCUAGCACCGCGGAAGAUAAUAUUAUACAAGUGUGGCAACCAGCUGCGAAUAUCUACACUAUUGAUGAAAGGGAAAUCCCAGCCGACGAAUUAGAAGAUUAA